Messenger RNA from Fragaria vesca subsp. vesca, 2128 nucleotides. Its product is annotated as ankyrin repeat-containing protein At3g12360-like. The coding region runs from base 143 to 1990 and encodes 615 amino acids. The transcript has 6 exons. The record is from RefSeq and is a predicted model, not a curated record. Lineage: Eukaryota; Viridiplantae; Streptophyta; Magnoliopsida; Rosales; Rosaceae. Gene Ontology annotation, molecular function: protein binding.
GACUACUUUCCGACCCCUAUAUAUUUGAGCUUCAGAUUUUUACUAAGCAUAACUGAGCUUUGCUAGAGCUAGGCUAGCUUGGAGAGUGAUACUACUUCUGCUUCAGCACCAUUUCAGAUCAGCUGUGCCGCUCGCAGCUGAUAUGUUUACACAGUUUGUUCAAUCUGGAACCAUGUCGUCUAACCCACAAGCACAACAGGUGCCACCUCUUGCAGGGAUUCAACUAGCAACCACCACCAUCGACAUUCCGGCAGAUUUACCUGUACCCAGGACACCUUCGCUUCAUCUACUAGAACACAAAAACAGAGAGCUAUACCUUGAGAUAUGCGUUCCCCUCUACAAGUAUGCACUAAAAGGUGAUUGGGAAGCUGCGGAACAGAUCUUGGAAAAGGAUCGGACACUUUUGAGUGCUGGCAUAUCAAGAGGAUGGGACACUGUUCUUCAUAUUGCAGCAGGAGCAAGACAUGUUCACUUUGUGGAGAAACUUGCCGAAAUCAUGGACAAAGAACACUUGGAACUCCAAGACAAAAAUGGAAACACUGCGUUAUGUAUCGCUGCCGCGGCAGGAGCUGUAGAGAUUGUUGAGAUUUUGAUAAAACAUAACGAUUCUUUGCUGACACGUCGAGGAAGUCAUAAAAUGGCACCACCCUAUAUGGCUGCUGUUUUAGGACAAUCCGAAAUGGCAUGGUACCUGUACCCUAAAAGUAAAAAGAUGCUGGAGAAAACCGACCUUGAGAACUUGUUCUUUUCGUGCAUCAACAAUGGUCUGUAUGAUUUAGCCUUACAGUUGCUAGAUACUGAUACAUCAUUAGCCAAGGCACGGACUGAUCGGCCGAAAAAUAAAACAGCCUUGCAUAUCUUGGCUCGAAGGCCUUCAGUAUUUGGAUCCCAAAGUCCAGGAAUCUGGGGCAGACUCAUUAAAUCAUUCCUCCCAGGUUUUAAGUUUGCAUUCACAAGGAAUUUAAAUCAAGCUGAUCAAGCACUUCAGCUGGUCGAACGCCUUUGGGAAGAAAUUUUGAAAGAUGAGCAUGAUGACGUGAUGAGGCUGAUCAAAUAUCCUUCAAAUUUAAUAUUUGACGCAGCAGAACUAGGGAAUUAUGAGUUCCUGGCUGUGCUUAUGAGCUCAUAUCCUGAGCUAGUAUGGGAAACUGAUAACAAAAAUCGAACUAUCAUCCAUGUCGCAGUUUUGCAUCGCCAUGCUAGUAUCUUCAAUCUUGUUCAUGAGAUAGGAUCUAUCAAGGACGUCAUAGUGACGUAUGAGGAUAAAGAGGGUAACAAUAUAGUGCAUAUGGCUGCAAAAGUAGCACCUCAAAACCAACUGAACCUGGUAUCGGGGGUAGCUCUUCAAAUGCAACGAGAGUUGGUAUGGUUUGAGGAAGUAAAAAAGAUUGUUCAACCUCAAUAUAUAGAGAUGGAAAACAAGAAAGGAAAAACACCACAAGAAUUAUUCACGAAAGAGCAUAGGACGUUAAUGCGUCAAGGAGAGAAAUGGAUGAAGGAAACUGCAACUUCAUGCUUGCUUGUUGCGACUAUUAUUGCAACUGUUGUGUUUUCAGCUGCGUUUAGCAUACCGGGAGGCACAGAUGAUAAAACUGGAAAGCCAAACUUUUUGACAGAGAAAGCUUUUCUAUACUUCACCAUAGCCGACGGAGUGGCACUGUUUUCUUCUUCAACUGCAAUGCUGAUGUUCUUGUUCAUCCUUACCUCGCGGUAUGCGGAAAACGAUUUCCUCAUGUCCUUGCCCUUGAAGUUGAUGGUUGGACUAUCUUGCCUCUUCAUCUCAAUAGCAUCUAUGAUGAUGGCUUUCAGCACUGCCUUCUAUUUGUCUUGUCAAUAUGGAUCAAAAUGGGUUCCGGAUCUUACAUUUUUCUUUGCAAUUGUCCCUGUUGCUUUAUAUGCAUUUCUGCAGUUCCCUCUUGUGUCUGAUAUGUCAUCUUCAACGUUUUGUUCAAGUCUUCUAUUUCAGCCAUGGAAACAUAUGAUAUACUAGAAAGCCUGGCUGAAAUGUACGUUGUACAUAUAUUAUAGCUACCUAGUUAAACCUUUGUUCCCUAACUACUACAAUUAAUGAAAUUAUAUAUAUUCCAGCUAGAAUCAAGUUCUGAUUAAAGAUUGAUCAUCUGUGCUG